AUGGGGUCAAGUAUAUUCAGUUUAUAGAUCAAAUAUAUGGGUAGCGCCUUUUUCAUAACAAAUAUUGAUAAGGCAAGGUAAAUUUAACUUAAAAAAUAACGACCUUCUGUACAAUUCAUCUAAAUUUUAUGGAGGAUUUAAAACAAGGUUCCAAUUUUGAAGAAACUUUAUUAAAUACUCAAUAAUUAGAAUUUAAUAUCACAACAAAACAUAUAUUCCUUAUGUAUUCAAGCUUACAUAACUUUAGUUUAAAUAAAUUAAAUAAACAACGAAAUUGAAAGAGGAACAUUAAUUUAGCAAGAAUAAUUUAAAAGAUCUGAUAUAAGAAAAUUUAUAUAAAAAAUCGACAUAAUCUCCAUCUAUUUUUUGAAGUACAGGUAAAAUAAAAUAAAAUUGAAAGCUUUGUCAGCGAAUAAGUCUGUAUUUAGAUCGUAUAUUGAUGAAGAGCAGAUAUUAAAAUAAAUAGCCAACCACAAUAUAUUUCAUAAUAAUAUUUUUAAAGAGAGUUCUUAAAAUUAAGAGGGGAAAAUAAAAAAGUUCAUUUAAAUCCAUGAAGGAGGUAUAGAUUUCAUCAUUUAGUCAUCAAACAUAUACUAGAAAAUGGGCUAAUUAUAUUGGAGGAGAUUGUGCGAAUAGUUUAAAUGGCGAUACAAAAAGGUUGAUUAAUAAAAUGAGAAAAUUACAUCAUGA
Messenger RNA from Paramecium primaurelia, 690 nucleotides. NCBI's taxonomy places the organism in Eukaryota, Ciliophora, Oligohymenophorea, Peniculida, Parameciidae. The record is from the annotation of a GenBank genome assembly.